CCGGCAAUACACGUGAGGUUCAAAAUUUUUAUUGGUUAUAUCAUUUUAUAGAAAUGUACAAUGAUAACAAAAUAUUCAAAAUAAUAAAUAGGUAUUAAUAUUUAAAAAUUCUGUGUAGUGUGUAUCUUCGAACAACUAACAAUUAUAAACUAACAAAAAUUCAACCAAGACUUUUAAGCAUGGGGUCCGUUGCAGAAUUCAAAAAAUUAUUCGAAAAAUUUUUACAGGAAAAUAAAUGUCCAACUGGAGAAAUUGUGAAAAAGAAAUAUUAUUUUCCUGUUGAUCAGUUAAAAACAAUUUACACAUCUAUGCUUACAACUACAAAUAUACAAUGGUCACAAUUUCAACAAUUAUUAACAAAUUAUGUUGAAUAUUUGGACUUUUGUUAUUACUCGUGGGAAUGUUUUUCAUCAAUUGUACAACAUUUAAAUACAGACAAAACAAAUGUAUACAUGUUUACAAAUCUUUUAGGAUUUAUUAAAAUUCCCACUGAAAAAAAAGAAGAUGAUAAAUUUUUAUUUAAAAAUAACAAACGUCCUCAAUUCAAAUAUAAUUUUGAACAAUUGAAAUCAUGGGUUACAGUAGUUUGGGAUGAUAUGAAACCUUUCAUGUUAUCCAAUAUUAAAAUUAGACGAGAAAUGUUAACAUUGUUGAUUGAAAAAAUGUUAAUGCACUUAAAUAAUCCGCUGGUAACUGCAGACUUUCUCAUGGAUUCGUUGGAUACUCCUGGUCCCAUUGCAAUAUUAGGCCUUCAAGGCAUUUUUAUUUUGGUCAAGGAUUAUAAUUUAGAAUGUCCAAAUAUUUAUGGGAAGCUUUACAACUUUUUUACAACAGAUAUGUUUAAUUAUCGAUAUAAAACCAGAUUGUUUUAUUUGGCUGAUAUAUUUCUUCGUUCAACUCAUUUACCUGAACUGCUGGUUGCUGCAUUUGUCAAACGCAUGGCUAGACUUUCAUUGAUUGCACCACCAACUGAUAUACAAAUUAUGGCAGCAUUUAUAGGAAAUUUACUAAUUAGACACCCACCGUUAAAAGUAUUGAUCCAAAGCGAUCUUAUUGUUGGUUCGGAUCCUUAUAUUUUUGAAGAAAAAGAUCCGCUAAAAUCAAAUGCACUAGACAGCUCAUUAUGGGAACUUCUCUCUUUAAAACAACACAUUCUACCAAAAGUGGGAAAAUCUGUUAACUUUUUAUUUAAAAAAUUGCCACAAGUAGAAUGGGACAUGAGUGAAUUAUUAGACAACUCUUAUGAAAGUAUUAUUGAUGAAGAAUACAAGACGGACUUUCAAAAAGUGAGCUUAACAUAUGAAAAACCUGUUUCAUUUUCUGUUCCACUAUCCAAUCAUAUGGAUGAUUUAUGGACUUUAGAUGAUUAAAUUAAACUAUGUUAUUUUGAUGCGUGUAUAUUAUUCAAUAUAUGUUAUAAUUUUUCAUAAAACUGUACCAAUUAAGUUUCUUCACCACAGAGCUUAAUUCAAAACAACUACCAAAAACAUAAAUUUUACUGGACACAAUUUUUGGAGGGUUUGGGGCAAACAUGUAGUAAUAUUGAUUUCGAGCAGACUUCACAGAAAACUUAUCUAUUUUCAGAUACUGGUAUGUUAUAAAUAAAAUUCUUACAUAGUAGGGGUAAACUGUCGUGUAAGUGGACAGUGGAAUAUUCCUGAUGUAAAAAUGUAAAAUAACAAUAUGUUAAUCAUUAUAAAUAACUUUUCAAAGUAAAUUAAAUUUACUUUUCAUUAAAAAUAAAAAAAUUAUUAUUACA
Rhopalosiphum padi (bird cherry-oat aphid) is the source of this 1759-nucleotide messenger RNA. RefSeq names its product nucleolar complex protein 4 homolog B. Lineage: Eukaryota; Metazoa; Arthropoda; Insecta; Hemiptera; Aphididae. The record is from RefSeq and is a predicted model, not a curated record. Gene Ontology annotation, biological process: ribosome biogenesis. Bases 180 to 1370 code for a protein of 396 amino acids. Gene Ontology annotation, cellular component: Noc4p-Nop14p complex; nucleolus; small-subunit processome. The transcript is spliced from 9 exons.